Penicillium griseofulvum is the source of this 531-nucleotide messenger RNA. RefSeq lists its product as uncharacterized. The record is from RefSeq and is a predicted model, not a curated record. The transcript has a single exon. Bases 1 to 531 code for a protein of 176 amino acids. Lineage: Eukaryota; Fungi; Ascomycota; Eurotiomycetes; Eurotiales; Aspergillaceae.
AUGGAGCCUGCCAAUAACCAGCUGGCUCGACCCCUAGCUGAAAUUCGGUACACACGGGGCACAAUUCAUGUCUCGUGCGGGAACGAUCGUUUGUGUUUGGCAUAUAUGCAUCCGUGGUAUGCCUUCCUCCAAGAUGUGCGCUUCAUAUUCCAUGGGCACAAUUUCAACCAUGAGAUUCCCCUCAACGACGAAACAGAACCAGACACUGUAGGGAACGAGUUAGGUCUCACUGGCAGGUUCGUCUGCAACCUAUGUGAUCCUGUCAUCAAGGCAAUCACCCCACUUCUCAACAUGGCUGGUCUUACGUUUGCCGAUAUCCAAGCACUUGCAUACACGGAGGACGUUAUCCCAGAUGUGUGUCUUGGGAUUGUGAGUUCCAGGGCUAAUAUUGACAACGUUCUCAUGGUUGGUGGAAUAGAAACCCCGUGGACGACCCGGCUGCAAAAUAUGAGACUCAGUAACUUGGGGCAUGCCCUGGGCAAUGCAUUCUUCCAAGGUUAUUGCCUAUCAUUACAUAAACAAAUCCCAUAG